Solanum lycopersicum (tomato) is the source of this 3450-nucleotide messenger RNA. Its product is annotated as protein BYPASS1-LIKE. Lineage: Eukaryota; Viridiplantae; Streptophyta; Magnoliopsida; Solanales; Solanaceae. The record is from RefSeq and is a predicted model, not a curated record.
GGUCCAAAUCGACCACAAUAUAAGCCCCUUUUUUAGGGUUACAAAAAACAUCCUUUACCUUUGUCGUGUUUUUUCUCUUUUUCUUGAAUUUUACAAUCACUUUUCCCCCCUCUCAUUUUAGUGAAAGUAAGAUUUGAGAGCAUUGAUUGAGUAUUUGGAGGUGUCAAGGUAAAAGGGUUCUUGAAUUUUGUGAAUUUCAUAUCAUUUCUAUCAAUUCUUGAUCAUAGAUAGGUGGUUGUAGUGAAGAGCUUUUGUGGGCUGGACACUAAUUUCUGUUUAAAGUUUUGAUUUUUUGUAUUGGGUUGUUUUCAUUUUGUCAAUUUCAAAUCAUUUCUAUCAAUUCUUGAUCAUAGUUAGGUUGUUGUAGUGAAGAAUUUUCGUGGGGUUAUACUAAUUUCUGUUUGAAGUUUCGAUUUUUGGUAUUGGGCUGUUUUCAUUUUGUGGGUUUUGAUCAGCUGAGGAAAAUAUUGAAUGGUUCAUCUUUGUUUGAUCAUUUAGUUAUUUGGGAAUUUGAUCUUUUUGGUUUGAAUUUCAAGAUUUGUUUUGGGUGUUUGAUUGUUUCAUGUAAAAUUUUAAGAUAUGCCAGCAACAGAUUUUUCAACUUUUGGGAGGUCUAUUCUGAGUUUACGUCGCGAUCAACAAGUACAUUCUAUGGAAUCUGGUGGUCAUGAGGGAACUAGCCAUGAGCUUGAGCUUGAAGCUUUUCAAAAACAAGUAGCUGAACGUUUCAAUGAUUUGGCAUCUGCUGACUCUGAUCAGCUUUUGUCGAUUCCUUGGAUUCAUAAAUUAUUGGAAGUGUUUCUAUCUUGCCAGGAGCAGUUUAAGUCUGUUGUGUCGAAGAAUAAGGGAUUGUUGAAUAAAUCCCCUGCUGAUCGUUACGUAAUGGAAUAUUACGAAAGGAGUGUGAAAGCUUUAGAUGUGUGUAAUGCGAUACGUGAUGGGAUUGAGUUGAUCAGGCAAUGGCAGAAGCAGUUGGAGAUUGUUUAUUAUGCAUUGGAUAACCAGAGGAGUAUUGGGGAAGGUCAAAUUCGUCGUUCAAUGAAAGCUUUGAUUGAUUUGGCAAUUGGAAUGAUUGAUGAAAAAGAGAGUAAUUCAAGUUUUGCUCAUAGAAACAGGUCAUUUGGACGAAACAAUGCUCAGAAGGAUAAUAAUUCGUUGGGCCAAUUUCGAUCAUUAUCAUGGAGUGUAUCGCGGAAUUGGUCUGCUACUAAGCAACUUCAAGCAAUUGGUCAAAACUUAGUUGCUCCAAAAAAUAAUGAAAUUAGUGCCACCAAUGGAUUAGCUACAGCUGUUUUUACAAUGAGUUAUGUGCUUUACUUUGUAAUGUGGACGCUUGUGGCUGCAAUUCCUUGCCAAGACCGUGGCCUUCAAACGCAUUUUCAUGUUACUAGGCAAUUCGUUUGGGCUGCUCCUGUUCUCACCCUCCAUGAUAGGAUUUUGGAGGAGUCAAGAAAGAGGGAGCGUAAAAAUGUUUGUGGAUUGUUGAGGGAGAUUAAUAAGAUUGAGAUGUGUGCCCGCCACAUGAAUGAAUUGACCGAUACCAUUCACUUCCCCCUUUCAGAGGAAAAGGAAGGAGAAGUUAAGCAAAGAGUUCAGGAGCUUGGGAUAGUCUACUAUGGUCUAAAAGAUGGAUUGGGCCCGUUGGAGCGUCAGGUACGAGAAGUGUUUCAUAGGAUUGUUCGAAGCAGGACUGAGGGGCUCGACUCUAUUGGAUGAGGGAUUCAUUAGUGUUACAGUGUUCUUUUCCUCUAUACGGGAGCCUUGGUGUAACCAGUAAAGUUGUUUUCAGUUUUCACGUGACCAGGAGGUCAAGGGUUCGAGCAGUAGAAACAACCUGUUGCAGAAAUGCAGGGCAAGGCUGCGGACAACAGACCCUUGUGAUCCGGCCGUUUCUUGAACUCCGUGCAUCGCGGGAGCUUAGUGCACCGGGUUGUCCUUUUCUGACAGGAGUAGUGGCUUUGUCAUUGACCGUCUUCGUGGUCAAUAGCAGAACGUUGUCAAUGACUUAUUAUAAGGUUUUGUUGACCAAUGCCCAUCUGAAGUUCUUGUUUUCUACUUGAAAUUGUCUGAUAUUUCAGGUUAGUAUUAAACAAUUCUCAUCAUGUGAGCUGUAAGGAGGUUGUGGUCUCAAGAUAUUGGUCAAAGGCUUUUCGUUGACUGAGUCAAAUGUCUCGAUAAUGGUAGCCACAAAGUUAAUUUUAGUCAAACAAAAGCAUCUUCAGGUAAUGACUAAUUUCUCACUAAUUUGCCUGCAUGUUCUUGCUUAUCUAUAUCACAAGAUAUAUUAGUAUUAUAUAUAACAAGUUUUUGUACGUUUAUGUCUUGAGCCACGUCUCAAUCUCAGCUGCUAUCGUUUAGUAAAGAUGUCUUUUUGUUUUACAAUAUUGUGAACAAACAACAUGUUACAUACAUUGAUAACGUAAAAAUCCUUUAUACCGUAUAGUAUAGCCUGUAGGUGCUUAAGUUAAACUCGGUAAACUAUUGUUCCAUUUAAAUCAGGACCCAAUUUUAAUGUUUAACAAUGUAUUCAUGUGUUUGGAAUCAAAUGCUAAAUCUUGUUUGAAGGCGAAUUUGGACGAAACUUUGUAAGAAGACUUUCGUCCACAUAACCUCAUAAUCCAAAGUAUAAUUGUUUAUGAAGCAAAGCAUUUGUGCUUUUCUCUCAAAUCUAGCAUAUGCUUUUGUUAGUUCUUGACUUAAAAUUAGUAUUUUAACUUUGCUCAAUCAAGUUUUCCUCAACAAUCACCAAAAAUGGAUACGGAAUUGAGAUCCAAGGUAGCAAGAGUUUCAGAUGAAUUCAACUCCAAUGAAUUCUUUCAGUUUCCGAGAGAUCGAGCUGGCGUUGCUUUCCAGUCUACAGAAACAAACUCUAUGUUCGUCGUCACUGCUCAUUUGAAAGGUUAUACGCGAGGAAACAUAAAGGUUGAUCUUAACGAGAACAAGACUAAACUGGUGGUAACGUGUGAGAAGCCGGUCCAAGAAACUCUAACGAUUGGGCAUGAAGUGAUCAAGAAAGAUGUACAGAUUAGAAAAUUUACAAAGUCAAUCCAGAUUCCAGAUGGGGUAAUCGUGGACGAAAUUAUAACUAAUUUCAAUGAGGAAACCUCCAACCUGACUAUUACAAUGCCAAAGAGGUUGAAGGAGCCAGAGCUUGUUACCCAGACGCCUUGUACAAUUCUUAAAAGAGCGAGAUUUCAAGAAGACGAAGGAUCAGCUGAUUCAGUAACUGCAUCUCGAAAAGGACUAAUCGAACAGCAUGAUGCUAAAGAUGAAGUUCCCGAAAGGAAAAUCGAAACAGGUGAAUGUAGAAAUUUGAAAAAUGAUGAAGUUUGUGAAAAAGAGGAGGAUAAACUGCCUAAAAGGAGCAAGGUAUGUGUUCCUGUUAUUGUUGGAUCAGGUGUAAUGUUAUCUGUAGUUGUCUUUGUGAUUCUUUUUAUGAGAAAAAAGAAG